Molecule: messenger RNA, 1392 nt
Organism: Penicillium roqueforti
Lineage: Eukaryota; Fungi; Ascomycota; Eurotiomycetes; Eurotiales; Aspergillaceae
Product: aspartate aminotransferase family protein
Exons: 1
Coding region: 1-1392 (463 amino acids)
Cellular component (GO): mitochondrion
Molecular function (GO): transaminase activity; pyridoxal phosphate binding
Source: RefSeq, a predicted model, not a curated record
AUGGCCCCUGGAAUCACCACAGAAGAGUCCACAGUCACAAUCAGGCCCGCGAAGACUGAUAAUCCUAUCUUGUAUAAUGAUGUCAAUCAACAAGAACUUCAAGCCAAAGCAGCAAAGUACCUCCUCAACUAUGGAACCAAAUUCAACAAAGACGUGAUCUGUGGCAGCAGAGGGCUCUACGUGUACACAGCCUCCGGACAGAAAGUGUUGGACUUCACAUCCGGCCAAAUGUCCUGCCUGCUCGGCCACGGGCACCCAGAAAUCGUACAGACAAUCACCGACCACGCAGCCUCCCUAGACCACCUCUUCUCAGGAAUGGUAUCACCUCCAGUGAUCAGCCUAGGCGAACGUCUCUGCGACCUGCUGCCACCCGGCCUCGACAAAGCCUUCUUCCUCUCCACCGGCGGCGAGAGCAACGAAGCAGCGAUAAAGAUGGCUAAGGUAUACACCGGAAAGUUCGAGAUCGUCGGACUAGGCGGUAGUUGGCAUGGCGUGACCGCGCAAGCACUGGGCACACAAUACCACUUCGGUCGCAGAGGUCAAGGUCCCCUGAUGCCGGGAAUGCUGAUGCUCCCACCGCCCAACGCAUACCGCUCCAUCUUUCGCAACGCCGACGGAUCCUACGACUGGCAAGCCGAGAUGGAAUACGGCUGGCGCAUGAUCGAUAUGCAAUCGUGCGGAUCGCUGGCGGCUUGUAUCGUGGAGUGUAUCCAGUCGUCGGCUGGCAUGCAUGUCCUACCACCGGGGUACCUCAAGGCUCUAAAGCGGGAGUGCGAGAAGCGUGGAAUGCUUUUGAUCGUCGACGAAGCGCAGACGGGAAUCGGCCGGUGCGGCGAUCUUGUUGCUAUCAACCACGAGGAAGUCGUUCCUGAUAUCCUCACCCUUAGCAAGACGCUAGGGAAUGGCCUGCCGCUCAGCGCUGUCGUUACGAGUGCUGAGAUCGAGCGCGUGUGCGUCGAGCGGGACUUCUGCUUCUACACGACCCAUGUUAAUGAUCCACUGCCUACUGCUGUGGGCGAUAAAGUUCUUGAGAUUGUGGUGCGUGAUAGGCUGGUUGAGCACUCUCGUGCUAUGGGGAAGGUACUCCAUGAGCGGCUAAAUGUACUGAAGGACAAGUACGGCUGUAUCGGAGAUGUCCGUGGGCGCGGACUUAUGGCAGGGGUUGAGAUUGUUGAGGACCGUCAGACCAAGAACCCUGCGCUGGCUUUGGGUAAGGCGAUUGGGGAUCGGGCUUAUGAGUUAGGCUUGUGGGCCAAUCUCAGUAGCCAUCCUAGCUUUGGGGGUGCCUUUCGCAUCGCCCCGCCAAUCACUAUCACUGAGGACCAGCUGCUUAGAGGUUUGGAGAUAUUGGAAGAGGCAUUUGCAACCACCCCUGGGACUAUGCCUGUGUGA